Leptopilina heterotoma is the source of this 878-nucleotide messenger RNA. Its product is annotated as muscle-specific protein 20. Gene Ontology annotation, biological process: actomyosin structure organization. Gene Ontology annotation, molecular function: actin binding. Lineage: Eukaryota; Metazoa; Arthropoda; Insecta; Hymenoptera; Figitidae. The record is from RefSeq and is a predicted model, not a curated record. The coding region runs from base 117 to 626 and encodes 169 amino acids. The transcript has 4 exons.
CGCAACGCUCACCGUCUGACUUUAGUCUUCACAUUCUCUAUUCGACAAGAUUGUUGGAAAAAGUUUUUGCCUUUUUUUUCAAUUUUCUACCCAACAAAACCCGCAACACAACAAAAAUGCCGGCCCGCAAUAAGGAACAAGAAGCUGAGAUUCUAAACUGGAUUGAACAAGUUAUUGGGGAAAAAUUGCCAGCUGGAAAUUAUGAUGACGUCCUAAAGGAUGGAGUUGUUCUCUGCCAACUUGUCAAUAAACUUGCUCCGAAUUCGGUGAAAAAAAUUCAAACCAAAGGAACAAACUUUCAACUUAUGGAAAACGUUCAAAGAUUUCAAGCGGCAAUCAAAAACUACGGAGUACCACAGGAGGAAAUCUUUCAGACAGCCGAUCUCUUCGAAAAGCGAAAUAUCCCUCAAGUUACUCUCUGCCUUUUUGCUUUGGCAAGAAUUACACAGAAACAUCCCGAAUAUAAUGGACCAACUCUCGGACCAAAAAUGUCCGACGAGAACAAAAGGACAUUCACUGAAGAUCAACUUCGUGCCAGCGAAGGUCAAGUGAAUUUACAAAUGGGUUUCAACAAAGGUGCCAGUCAAUCUGGACACGGUGGAUUUGGAAAUACUCGACACAUGUAAAUUGUAUAAAUUUUCUCGCAUCUAUUGUCUUAAAGAAUUAAAAGAAGAAAUCUGUCUAAACUAUUAUGUAAACAUCACUAUACUAUUCAACAGAGAUUUCGAUAUAUUUUCGAAAAAUAACUAAAAAUGGUAAAUAUAUUUUAUAAGAAUUUAUAUAAUAUAUUAUAUGAAAAACUUGAAUUUUGAUUAAUUCCAAGGGAAUUGCAAUCAAAAUGAAGUUAUAAUGUGCAAUAAAAAUUAUAGUCAAUUUUA